Erythranthe guttata (spotted monkey flower) is the source of this 2469-nucleotide messenger RNA. RefSeq names its product Phototropic-responsive NPH3 family protein. Gene Ontology annotation, molecular function: protein binding. NCBI's taxonomy places the organism in Eukaryota, Viridiplantae, Streptophyta, Magnoliopsida, Lamiales, Phrymaceae. The record is from RefSeq and is a predicted model, not a curated record.
AUGAUUGGAUCUGAUAUAUAUAUAGUGUUGCAUAAAUUUUUAUUGCAGUAUCCAUUGACUCGUAAGAGCGGGUACUUGAAAGAAAAGCUAAAGGAAUCGAACGAGGUGGAGUUGCCUCCCGAUUUCCCAGGUGGGCCAGAAACCUUCGAGACCAUAGCACUAUUCAUCUAUGGUUCGUCGACAUUAGUAGAUCCAUUCAACGUGUCGUCGCUAAGAUGCGCAGCGCAGUUUCUCGACAUGACAGAAGAAUACAUGCCCGGAAACCUAUGCGACCGCUUCGACGUAUAUCUGAACCAAGUUGUACUCCAAAGCUGGAACGACACCUUAAUUGUGCUCCAAAGCUGCCAAACACUGCUCCCUUGGUCCGAAGAUGUUCUCAUCGUGAGCCGAUGCAUCGAGACACUUGCUUUCAUGGCUUGCAUGGAGAUUCUCGAUCCCGAAAGGAGAAGGGAUCACCCUGUUAUUACAUUGGAGUCUUUGUCUUGUAUGCCUAAUUGGUCCGAUCAAACGGUGAUUAAAGAAAUUAUUAGCCGAGAUUUGUGGAUUAAAGACCUUAUUGCUCUUCCGUUUUCAUUCUUUAAGAGGGUAAUUGGAUCUUUGAGACGACAAGGUAUGAAGGAGAGAUAUGUGAGCCCCAUAAUACUUUUCUAUGCACACAAAUACCUGAUCUCCAGAAACAACCGAAGUCACGAGGGGACUUUCGACGAUUCAUUGAGAAAUGUCACGAGUGUUAAGCUGCAAGGGGUUAUUGAUUUGCUGCCUGUCGCAAGUAAAGUGAUCCCGAUCGGUUUUUACUUCUCUUUGCUCUCUACUUCUGUUGAUCUUUGUCUGAAAAAUGAGUGUGUGGCAAAGCUGCAGAAUCAGAUAGUCUCCGUGCUGCAUUUGGCUCGGGUACAAGAUUUUAUCCUACCAAAUGACGAGGAUGGCACUAAGUUGUCCAUAAUGGAGACUAUAUUUUCGACGUAUUUGUCCUGUAAUAAUAAUAAUAAUAACUUGGAUUCAGAUUCUACUCCUACUAUAAGAAACAACUUUGUUGUUGCACAACUAUGGGACGAAUAUCUAAAUCAGAUAGCAAUAAAUUCAGAUUUGAGUUGCAAGAGAUUCAUCAAUCUCAUCGAAACAGUUCCGAUUUCCGUUAGGCAAACACAUGAUCAUCUCUACAGAGCAUUAAACACUUUCUUCCAGUCACACCCGAAUUUAUCCCAGGAAGAGAAAGGGUUGGUGUGCAAGCAUCUAAACUGCCAGAAACUAUCACAACAUGUUUGCAUUGAAGCCGUUCAAAACAAGAUGAUGCCGUUGAGACUGAUAGUUCAGGCGCUUUUUGUGCAGCAAUUGAACACUCAAAAGGAUUUGAAAGAAUGCUCAGACUCGUUUAGGUAUACAAAUGGUGGAGAAUGUUCUGGAAGCCUCUCGAGCUCAAUAUAUGCAAACUCCCAAAGCCAAAAUAUAGGUGAUAGUCCGUAUAUGAAUGGAAGUGAAGGAGGGAGCAGGCCACUUAGCUUCUUCAUGAACAAAGAUUCAUCUAUGCUAAUUAGGCCUCACGAUCAGUUGAUUAUGAGUUCCGAUAUCUCGAUGAAAGAUUAUGAGUCUGCGAGUUUCAGAAUUCAGACUCUUGAGAAGGAAGUCUUGUCGUUGAAGAGAAGACUUCAGUCGCAAAAAAAAUCAAACAAGAAUGACAAAAGUAGUUGGAAGAAAAUCGAGCCGGUUUCGGGAAACAUUAGAGCACAUAGCGUGGAGGAAAGAAGACUGAGCAAGAAGAAAAAUGGUGGGGGACAAGUUAGUACAAGUUGCAUAGGGACUGCGAAUUUUGCUUCACAGAGGAAAUAUGUGAAUAGAUUACUAAAGGUACUACAAAGGAUAAGUUUGUUUGGUAGAGGGAGAUCAUCCAAGAGAGAUUAAGGCUCGUCGAUAGAUAACUGCUACCAUAUAUGCAUAAAUAUUAAUCCGUCAAACGACUUGUCUGUGUGUACUCUCGCUUGUAUCAAAUAUAUGUGAUCAGGAAUACGAUUAACGAACUCAUAUGUAACAAUUGCAGAAUAUCAUCACAUGAACAACAGCAUCCAAAAAUGUAAUUAAUGCAAGUAUACGUUAAAUAGAAUGAAUUUCUUGACUAAUUCGUAUAUAUGCAUUCACUGAUUUGGAUAGGGGUUCGUUGGUUUAGAAAGUUCACAUCACUGCUACUUCUAGAAGCGGAAGAUAUUUCUCUAAAGCAGCCAUGAAAUUGGUGUACCAGUGAUGGACUUAGGCAUAGGUAAUAAAAUUCUCUAGAAAAGUAAAACGUAACCGUACUAAAAAAUAAUAAUCAAACUGGAAUUGAAUAUAUCUCAAGUAUACAUCACAAUACCCACCCAUGUGAAUAUUUAUACAUACAUACAUACAUACAUAUAGCAAUCUAUCUACUCUCUCUUGCUAUUACAAAACAAUAGCAGUACUAACUAACAACACAAGAGAAAUAAUAAAUAAUCAAAA